Soboliphyme baturini is the source of this 327-nucleotide messenger RNA. Lineage: Eukaryota; Metazoa; Nematoda; Enoplea; Dioctophymatida; Soboliphymatidae. The record is from the annotation of a GenBank genome assembly.
AUGUGGGAAGGUGGUCUGGGUAACAUGAAAAUCCCGCUGUUGUCUGAUUUUACGAAGGAAAUAGCAGCGAAUUAUGGCGUUCUUGUGGACGCUGACGGCAUAGCAUUGAGAGGCUUAUUCCUAAUUGAUCCCGAAGGCAUUAUCAGACAUGUGACCGUAAACGACCUGCCGGUUGGCCGUUCGGUGGAUGAAGCCUUAAGAGUAUUGAAGGCGUUUCAGUAUGUAGCAAAACAUGGUGAAGUUUGUCCGGCCAACUGGAAGCCAGAUUCGCCUACCAUUAAACCAUCUCCGGAAAAAUCGAAAGAGUAUUUCCAUAAAGUGAAUUAA